Dendroctonus ponderosae (mountain pine beetle) is the source of this 10541-nucleotide messenger RNA. RefSeq names its product KICSTOR complex protein SZT2. The record is from RefSeq and is a predicted model, not a curated record. The coding region runs from base 530 to 10144 and encodes 3204 amino acids. The transcript is spliced from 32 exons. Gene Ontology annotation, cellular component: peroxisome. NCBI's taxonomy places the organism in Eukaryota, Metazoa, Arthropoda, Insecta, Coleoptera, Curculionidae.
GAAAAUUUAUAAAUUCCUGCUUCUUAUAAUUAAACGUGGCCAGUUUCAACUGCGCUUAACUCCUCAACUUGCUGUAAUUAUCAAGAAUUCUGUUAAAAUUCGCAUAGCAACAUGAUUCAGGUGUAUUUUUGCAUUCAAACUGGCAAUACCGUCAGAUUAAAAAGAAAAUAAUUUUGUAGGUUAUAUUUUGAAUUUUGUAUACUUUAGUUUUCCAACUUUGUGAUGUAAUGUCGUGAAAAACUAAAUAUUUGUUUAGUUUUGUUGGUUUUUCUUUCACUUAAAAGCGUAGCAGUAUAUAGAUUUCCAGUGUUUGUAUAGUGUGUCAACACUCAUUUCAUAAGUGUUCUCUUCUAGCCCAUGUCAAAACGAUGAUAAAUCUGUGCAAUUCAAUUUAAUAUUUAUGUUUAGCAUUUGGUGCACUAGUUGGUAGCUCUUAUGCUUUCCGGGCACAUCAUAAUUUCUUAUCUGCGUGCAUAUCAUUAAUUUUUUUCUCCAUCUGGUUUUGUUUAUUUUUAUAUUAUGAAUUACAAUGGAUGUUGAUGCUCAAAGUCAGUAUUCAGAUGAAGGAAUUGAGCUACCACCUUCAGAACCAGGUUUCCAAUUUCCAAAUGAACUUACGUUUGGGGAAGACUUAGCCCCAGACUCUCUGGAGGCUAAAAUUGUAUAUUUGCUUUUACCCAAAAAUGUCCCAAUAUCUCGAGCCACCCGACUGCAAUGGCUCCUUGAUCACUUGAAUACUACCAUAAGUAUUUCUAAUACAAAAUUGUAUUUUUUUCAGUUGGAAACGUCUCAAAACAUAGAAGUAAUAUCAGCCAUACCCAGAGAACAUACUGUAAAUCCAAAAUGCAUACAGUUUUUAAUAACAUAUCGGACAGAAGUCAGGUUUCUUGCCUAUGCCUAUCGUUUUGUGUAUUGCUUAGAUAUGAGUCCCAGCCAUGUGAAUGUUGAUAUUCAUGCUAAACAAGUGUUGUUUGACCAAAUUUUGCAAAGUUUUAAGACCAGCAUUGAAGCUUUGUCAAAACAGUUCCUAAUCCCGGGCAACUCUAUAGUUUUCCAACCAUGUAUUUAUUUAACAAUAAUGGCAAACACACCAUUUUUUAUAACCCCUGCCCAACAAGUAAUUUUGAAAGGCAUCCAGAUGACACCACAUAAUGUGUAUGAAAUUAUUAAGUGUGUAGAAACCCAUUUUCAUAUUCUUCAAGGAAAAAUUGCCGAAGCUUGCAUGCAAGCAUUAGAGAAAAUAGAGAAUCACAGAGCAUCUCAUGAUGCACAAAGUUCAUUGGGGGGUGAAGCAUUCGAAAUUUCUGAUAUAGGUCGGUUGUCCAAGAUACCCAUGGUAACCCCAGAUGUAAACUUUGUAAAUAUGUUGAGGUAUUCAAUGUUGGCUAUAUAUCUCUUGCCAGAAAACACGUUAAGCCAUAUUCUAGUCAUAACAGAUGGGAUAGUUUCAAUGCCCGAUUCCAAUGUAAUGGAGACAAUGCUGCAUCAAUUGCAUUACGAUGCUAUCGGGGUCUCAUUUCUUAAAGUGGGAUCCAGCUUCCACCCCAACUGCGGCGUGGGCUUAGUUUCUUAUAUAGAUUUAUUAUAUUUUUUUGCUCAAUCAACUCUCGGUACCUGUAUAGAAUAUUUUCCAAAAAUAAUCCAUGAUCCAGCAAUGCCAAUGAAUUAUUAUCAAGAAAUUCUUUUACUAUGGUCUUUUCAUAAUAGUAAUUGUCGAGUGUCCUCGAAACCCUGUGAUAAUGUAACCUCUUGGACAUCAAUAAAUGAUCGAUUUUAUAUUCAAAGACUGCCAACACUUUUGUCCAAGAGACAGACUGAAGAUAGUACAAGUACCUCUGUGCUGCUUUUGUUAGCAAGACGUAUGCGCGAAGGAUUUACUGUCGAUAAUAUAUUUUAUGGAAACGGUAAUCUAGAAAUCAAAUUAAUUCACCAAUGGAAGUCUUCAAUUUUUAUUCAUUAUAAGCUAAUGUCUCAGUGGCCACCCACCCAAAAUCUAACGCAUUUCGAAGUGUACAUCUACGCUCCGUACGAGUUUUUACAUGACAUGACUUGCUUGAUAAAGAAAGAAACCAAAUCUGUCUUCCGACAAGCCAUUAUCCAACGAUUUUGGAGUAGGUUGUCACAAGUGUCUUCUGGCGAUGUGAUUUUAGCCACGCAAUUAAGCAAUUUUACGAGCAAUAAAGAUUGGUGUACUUUGCCCGAUAGUGUGAAGAGUGGCCUUCCCGUUUUUACGUCAAACACGCCGUUUUCAGAUUCUGCCAAACUUACACUUACGCCUAGAGAUAAUUAUUGUUUAAAAUUUGUGAACAUUUGGCAUGGAAUAACGCAGUUAGAGACAAGUCACUGGAGAAAAUGGUUUCACACUCACAAAAUAUCGCUGAUUUUAACACACGAUACACCUUUGCCUACGAAAUUGCAUAUGACGAGCUGUUCUUCUCAGCGAUAUCAGGUUGUCCAAUGCAGACAAGCAGUAGUCGCAUUACAUGGAAUGCUAGCGGAUUGGUCGUCUUUUGUACUUAUAGACAAUCAUACUUACUUAAAAUUUUUAUGUACAGAGCCCGAUAAACCACCUACAGGAUUUUGUAUAAUUCGCGUCAGCUCAAAGUUUCCUAGUGCUGUUUUGAAUCUUGGCUUCUCCACAAAUACGCCGGGCCAAUAUAGACAUGAAGUUUGUGACGAGCUGAAAAGUGAGCUGUCGACUCUUUCUUACCUACCCAAAGCGAACGAACCAUCAUGUUGCGUUCUUCUUAACAAGCCGCUAGAAAAAAUCCUUAUUCGGUAUGAACGAGUUCCAAAUACCUACACCACUGUCGUAUUUCCAGAUGGUACUCAGCCUCCAGAUAGUUCUAGCUGUUUUUCAUCACCUGUUUCUGGAUCUCUUUUCACCACGUUAUCUCGAUAUUUAUUUCAUAAAAGGUGGAUCUGGAGUGCUAGUCAUAAUACAAAUCCACGGUUGUCUGAUACAUCUAUAUCAAGAAUUUUGAACACUUUGACCAGAAUACGAUUGAAAGAAGGCUAUCACUUUGCCUAUUCCUCGUCCGGGAUAGUUACUAUGGUUCUUGAAGUUUGGCUGAAUUCAAACGCAAGUUGUGUCGUUCAGUACGUUUUGUUUCCUCCUUAUUACAACUGGGGAGAUGAUAUAUUGAGUGGAUCAGAUGAGGAUAUGGAGCCUGCAUCUGAAAUGGAAGCAGAGCUCCAAAUGAUCACGGAAGUAUGGAUAGAACCUCAAUAUGGAAACGUUCUACCUAGCAACUCCAGAAUUAGCUACUUUAAUAACAAGAACUAUUAUGAAAUAGCUGACGCAAUCUGUAAAAUCGAUUUUCGUUGCAUUAAUAUAUUGCUGACAAUGGAGCAUUUAUCGUUGAUGUGCCAGAAUAAGGCUGUUCACAAUCUUACGGCUGGCAUGGAUGUAACUGCAGCCAGAACUAGUUUUAGCAAGAGGUCACACUCAAGAAGAAAUGAAAAAUCAAAUCCGGCUGAUCACCAUAAACAAAAUACGUCUGAGAAUGGAUCUCCAUGGUAUCCGAUUGUAGCUCCGCGAAUAGAACACAUUCCAUUUAAAUUUGACUCAAUUGGUUUAUUACACUUAUGCCAACAAACUGAGCUGCUAUUCUCAAUGCUGAGAAUAGAAAAGUCAAAUCGCUGUACAAAGGCUUUGAAUGUAAAUAAAGCCAACACUUUACUGCUAGAUAAUAUUUACGAACAUUUCUCAUUGCUUCAUGACAGAGAGUUGGAACUUUCCAAAAAAGAAUGCGAUAUCUUUACCAGGGACGUUGUGAAAAGACAUAAAGAUCAUUUUCCACAUUCUUGUCCAAUUUCUUCUAAAAAUUUAAAAUCUGAAUGUCGCUGGAGAUGCUACAUAAAAGGUGUGUCCAUAACACAUGUUAUAUUAACUUUUCUGCCUGCAUCAAUUGAGGAUCUAAGAGCGUUGACUACAGGAUUAGAUUCCACAGUCACGGCAAAUGAUACAAAUGAUGAAGACGAAAAAACAUCAUCUGGAGGCAGUAAUGUUAGCGAUGUCCCAAUAAAUACGCCGUACGCUUUGUGUUUACCGGUGUAUGUCUACGAUAGUCCACUAAAAUUGCUUGUUAAUGCUUAUGUGGAAAAUGAAAAUGGACAUUCCAGCGCACCAGAAGAUGUUUAUUUGGAUUAUCGGUUUAAAUUUGCCAACUUCGUGCAAACAGAAAUGAAGGAAAAAUUAAAAGGAAGUGACACCGAAAGUUGUUCGGAAGAAACAGAUCCUCCAACAGUUUUUAAAAAUGUUAGAGAGCAUUGCACCGCUUUAGAAUUAACACAUACAAAAUGCUACGUUCUAUCACUAUUUCUAGCUCUGCACAUAGGCAUCUACAUACACAGUUUAGAUGUUCAGAAUGCUAUGGACUUGUGUGAAGAAGAAAUUGUUGAAGUGGAUAUUACUGAUUAUAUUACGAAAAUUUGUUCACAUUCUCAGCAGGUUGACAAUGAUAAGAUAUAUAUUCAAAAGUUAAAUGAAGCUCUUCCAUGUAGCGAGCUGCACAUGCUGAUCAAAAAGAAAUUUUUCAAGUUGGUGUGCUCUUCUUUUAAUCAGAUUUCCAGUAAUGGAGAAUACUACUACUUUAAAGAUUUAAGUAGUCAACCAGAAGAAAAAGUAGAUGCAGAUGAUGACAUUAGUGUGUGUGCAUCAGAAAUCGAGUUUAGAUCAGAACGAGAUAUGAGCAUAUUUUCAGAAGGACCACAUUUACUAGCUAAGAAUGUAAAUACUGAAAUCAUUGAUGUCGCUAAAGUAAGCGACGUGAGUCCUCUGUUCCUUCACUUCGUAUGCACUUUAAGAUAUAACAAUGGUGGGCAUAGUAACACUUCUGUUCGUGUUUUACCAACUUGCUUAGGAGAGCUAAUACAAACAUUAGAGAAACCUACAGAAUUUCUUUCAAAAUCCAACUUACAGGUUACUCUUGAUAUUUUCUGUUUAACUUUGCCAACUCGGGUUCAAAAUAUUCUCUCCGAGUAUUCUCAGCAAGGCCUUCGAACUACCUCACUUAGUUCAGAAGGAGGAUUUCAGCGCACAAUCAGUUCUACAUCUGAGGCCAGUAUGAACUCUGAUGUUCCAUUGCCUUUAAGAAAUUUAACUGAACUUCAACGAAAAUCUAUAGAUAAGCUUUGUGACGAGAUAAAAUGGCUUUUAGAAGAUGAAAUAUGUGCUACCCUUCUUAAUAGUUCAGAACCAAUAUCAAAUGAUACCAUUGAGUAUGUUGUACAUCAUGUGAUAGAUGGUCAUGCCAGUAGGGCGUCAUGUAAAAUGGAAAAGAUUGUCUUAAAUUUCGUGUUCAUAACUGAACCCAGUCACGAGAAAUUCCUGGAAGAGUUUCAAGGAUUAACUUUGCCCUUUGGUUACAAACUAUACAAAGGAGAGCUCUUCUAUUACGUUGCCAAACAUCCAGUUUUGAAAGAAUCUCAAACUUAUGUCAACCUCCCUAAUAUUGGCGGACGUUCUAGUGGGAACAGUGAGUUUCCAUUAGAUAUCCAUGACAUAUUUAGAGGGACUCCAUCGAAUUUGGAAAACAGUUACAGGGAAGAUACAAUGUCUCAACAAAGUGACAUUACAAGCGGUAGUGGUUCUGGAACCGACGGGGGAUAUGACGAUGAUGUUGAAGAUGAAGACGAUUGUGAGUGGCUUGAACAUUUAGGGAACAAAAGGCCCCAUUUACCUAAUUUUUGGCUGAUUUUAAAAGUCGAUCAAGAUCUAGUCUAUGUGUAUUUUCACUGCAGGUUUGUUGAAUUGAACAUAACGCAAGUGGAUGCGUAUUGUGAGGUUCAGAGAGCAGUAUGUGAUGCUGUUGCUGAUCUAUGUAAGAGAGUUAAUCAGCUCCUGCUGCUCCAGUCGCUUUAUAAAUCUAAAACAUGUGAGCCGCUAUUAGAACCUGAUGACUUUUCACAUACGGAUAUACAAAAUGCGAAGAUCUCCUACGGUAAAUUAAAGAGAUAUGACAAUGAUAUGAAUGAUGAUUCAGAGGGAAUGUUAUAUUCUCGAUCGAUGUCUGAAGCUUCCUUGCACUUAAAACCUGGAUACUUUAGCUGUCCAAUAGUAUGGGAAAAACUCUUUGUAUUACAUCCGCGUUUAAAAACGGGGCCUGGAAAAUCUGGGAUAUCUAGAGGCAUUGUUGCUUUAAAAAAUAUUUUGGAGAAAUUUUGUGUGGUAAACAGAUCGAACAUGUUUGUCUAUAAAGACAAUGAAGAAAAUGUCUUUUACCUGAGACUUUAUGAAAGCGGCAACAUUACGGGUGUUAGAUUAUCCAUAAAACCUAGUGACGAACGGACAAUGUUUUCCAGAAGUCCAUCAAUUGCAUCUUUACCUAUAGGUCAAAAUAAUAAACCAAACUUGGCAAUAUCAGAUCAGAGUAUUGCGUCUAUUGUUUCGUCGGAUAAUUUACGUCCAAGAGUUCGAUCGUUUGGUGAAAAAGAGAGCCGAAUAUUUGAGUCACGGGAUUCUCGUGAGACAAUUAGUGAAGAUACUCUGAUUUUGAGGGUUCAUGGUAUUACUGAAGUGGGAGACGAUAUACAGUGUGGUUUGGUUCAAGUUUUGCAAAAUAGGCUUGAUGAUGCAGUUUUAGACUUUCUUUCGGGUACACUAGCUAGAAAUGCCAUGUGCCCUUUGACGCCUGAAGAUGUGAGAUUUAUUCAAAAACCUCAAGAUCCUGAUGUUUGUAUUUGCUGCACGGUUCAAGAAUUUUCAUUGCAAUGGCAAAAAUCGAGAUCAUUUAUCCAUUAUUUAAGGCAAAAUUUAUUGCAAUUUUUAAACCUUCCUAAAUACACAGAUAGCCGUCCAGAAUGUCAUUUCCAAGAUUUUACUACUGAUCGGGAUUCGGUGAUUCUCACUCUUGACAAUAUAUUUAUUUAUAAUCAGAGCCAAACUCCAACAUCUGGCAGUAGGGGAAUUGCCUGUAUUGUUUUAGCGUUAAUUGAUAAAUGUCAUCCCAUUUCAACUUCCGAAAGGGAAAAUAACUUUGAAACCGUUUUUAUAACCAAGAAUUAUGAGGAUUGUGUAAAUAGCAUAGUUAUUGAAGAGAAAGAGAUCUGGCCCGACUCUUAUUUGGAGUUUAGAAUAUGGAAGCAAGGGAGAAUCAACAUAGACAAUUUGUCCAAGAAGCUUACCGCUGCCAUUAGUCAGGCAACUUGGGACAUUGUAACAGAAUAUUAUCUUCUGAAAAACCCUCUUUGCGUAGAAGAAUACAGAGAGCAAGCUUUUAUCACUAAGAAAAAGAUUGAAAUAGAUGCGUUAAAUUUAGAUCUGGAUAAAGAAGUUGAGUAUAAUUGCGAACUAGACUUGACUUUUGAUAAAACAAUCAGACCAAAUGUUAAAUCGGAUCUUCCGAAGAAACUAGAUGCACAGUUAUUUCCUACGCGAAAGUACAGCAGAAGAUCUAGUAUACAUCCGUCGAAUUUAAAAGCUUCAAGAGUAAUUUCUUACGACGUUGAAAAAGAAAUUAGCAUAGAAUCAAAUGAGAAUGGUGUUUUAUCAAUAGUUUAUUCCAAAUUUUUGCCAUCAUGGAUGGAAUUUGGUGACAGUCUAAAGGCUCCCGCAGUGAAAAAACAAGUCAUCAAGUUGGGCAAUCGCCAUCUCCCAAAUUUAAUUGUCAAAGAACUCAUUACAAUGUUAAGUGACGCUCCAAAAGCCUUCCGAGCGUGGAGCACACAUUCCCUGAAUUCAACUGCAGAAGAAGUAUUUGUGCCGUUUGUCCAUUCAAAUAUUGUACAAAAAUACGUAAUUAUAUCUAGGGGAUUUAGAAAAUGGCAACAUUUUGAGGAUUCUACUAGCGAUAUAUCAGAUGAGGUCAAUCCACAACAUUUGAAACAUACCCAAAAAUUUGUCCCUCUUAUAAUCGAAAAUACUUUAAUUCCCAGACGGAAAGUUUUCUGGAUAUCCGUCGAAAAUGACAACAUUGUUAUUUACACGUACAACUGGGCCAAGGAACAUAUGGACAAAUUAAUACAAAAUUGCAUGAACUUAAGCCAGUGGCUUACGCUACGAUCAUGCUUUAUGAAUUCUGCAGUUGCUCAGAAAUUGGGUUUGUUUUACAACCAACCAUUAACAAGGAAAUGUUUUAUGCUCUCAAACAAUAACUACUACUCUUUAAUUGGUAAUUUAGAUGCAAUGUCGAAAUUUCCCAGAGACCAUUCGCACAAAAAGUCUCAUCAAUCUAGUUUCAAUCUGCCCACAGUCUUAGAAACAUUUCGAGAUAAUUUUUGCAAUACCAAAUAUACUUCCAAUGAUGCUGUGACUAUUUUUACAAUCGAAAUGCGGGAAAUGAAGUCCUUAGAGAAGAAAAAUAGAGAUGAAAUGAAGAAGUUGCACUCAAUGUAUCAAUCAAGAACCGGAAGUACCUCGGUGCCGCAAUUAAAUUUAUUAAUGCAAAAUUCUCGGAUAUUGCAUUAUGUACACACUCCGUUAUUGUUUUUACCUAGAUGGCGAUUAAAAUCUGCCGCCACUCGAGAUCAUUCCUUAUAUCCAUCGCAAGCAAUACAAAUUGCGGACAAAUUUUCAGAUAAGGAAAGAGAAUUGUGGCACUUUGAACUUUGCUAUUCCCUUUUCAAUGAAUAUAGGACUUAUUUAUACACUUUAGGAUUCACUCCUUUGCAAAUCGAUAAUCCACAGCAAGGAAACCAAGGUAGUUUGUGGGUCAAAGAUAAGUCAUCAUAUAAUUCAGUGUUCUACAUUCAACGAACAAUCUUGGGCGGAAUUCUGAUUUUUACCGUAUCAUUUGAGGAACCUUUCUUUGUAACAACAUUGCACGCUAUUGAGUGCAGUCGUCUUCAAAAUAUCACUUCUCGAGCUUCAGUAAAUGGGUUUACAUUAAGUUUUUUGGAUAAGUGCGAUAAGGUGAAAAUUUUGAUGCACCUUCAUUCGUUUACCUAUGACUAUCAUCUGCGGUCGAUUUACAAUUACAUUUUUGGGAAUUUCGGAAAGUUGCCAGAAAAGUACAAUGUUCAUCAGUUCUUGGACGAUUUUAUGAAGUACUACAAUAAGGCACCGAAUUUUGCUCGGAAUUUGGUACACUCAGAUACCAUAACCAUCGAAGGCCUAGUAACAGAAGGAAAACAGUUAUUUGACUAUUUAUUGUCUAACGUUCGGCAAUAUGGAUUUUCAGUCCUUGAAAUGGAUCACACCAGUCCAGAAUUUAUCUUGGUGCAAGUAACAACUGCCAGACAAGUGUCUUAUAAAGAUUCUCAGGAUAGACAACACACAAAUGACUUCGAUAUGACAUUGGUGGUGUACAAUUUGUGCACUCCUUAUAAGCCUACCGAUAGAGUGAUGCAUUUAAAGUAUUAUUUAAUCCUAACAUCUAAAAGGGAUAUCUUUCCGAUGUUCGAAAACGAACAGAAGUUGGGAAAGUUUCGAACUGUAUCGUCAACUGGCGGGCCAUCCACGUCAGACAAAUCAGCAACCGAUUUAGAAUUGAGUCUGCCGAAAUCCGAAUCAAAUGGUGAAGCUGAGAGAGCUGAACGGUUGGCUGACAAUGAUGAUAAAUCGUUAAGUAGGUCUUCCGAGGACAAACCACUUAGCAAACUUUUAGCCACUGUAACAAUUAUGCAAGAAAGCGUUAAUUAUUUAGGAUACUAUUCGCCGCAUGAACAGAUAAUGCAGCAACUGAUUUUGGACAAGGCCCGAUCCACCCAGAAAGACAUCAGAAAUAUGGUUUCAAAAGGUAUGGUGGACUGUAGAACGAACCUGUUAUGGAAUAGGAUGAUAGCACCACAAGAUUCCACUCCUUUAUCUUUUGACGAGUUCAUAGAGCUGAAAUUACUAGCUAAGUUGACGCCCUUGUCGCAGUUAAGUCCGAAUCUGGGGCCAUUAUUAAAUCAGCCUCUUGGAUGGUACCAAGGUUUUGCCAAGUUAUUACCAGUGAAAUAUGUGGAUCAGCAUAGGAUAUUUACUUCCGCCGAUGGACAUUUAUUGUACUAUGUAAUUUUGCAUCCUAGAUACUACGGUGCAUUUAUGUUGAUGAGCAUCGAUCUUCAGACAGCUCGAGGGGAGUUGUGUGCUGUCUAUCGCGAACCUAACAAGAGAGAGGACGCUGAUCCUUUGGGAAUAGGCUAUGAGAAAUCCCUCCGUGACGGUUUUGUAAAAUGCGUUUGUUUCUAUCUUUGGUCUGGAAUGAUCUGUGGCUAAACAGUUGAGGCUAAACAGGUGAUAUGAAUGUUUUUUUUCGGGUGAAUGAUUUCGUAUGACCAGACAUUAUUUUUUUGUAUGUUUCAAUUUCAUAAAAAAACUACUUGCUGAAAUUAUGCAGCUCAGUAAAAAUACCUCAUUUAUUUUAUAGAAUUAUAGAAAAGUUAUGAAUUAUUUUUAUAAGUUGUUUUUUUAACUUGAUACAUUUUUUCAUGUUGACUAUAUAGUUGGAUAUAAUAUAUCUGUUUAUUGUAAAUAUACGAGCUCAGUAUACUGUGAUAAAUGUACAAAUGUGCCUAUCCAACAUUGACGCUUUAGUAUGCUGUAAUUAGUAAACUUGUAUCAAAUAUAAUUUUUCUACGUGCCAUGCAAAACAAUAAAGGAUUCCGUUUUAAAA